GUUCCUUUCAUGCAUUCUAUAACAAUAGUUAAUGUAAAAUGUUUUGUGUCAACAGUUCCUGUUAACUGAUGAAAAUGGAUAAACCUUAUAUAUGAAUUAAAAGAUGCACAAAAUAAAUGGCUGCUGCAAUUUGGAAAUAAUUUGUAGGUUUUUGAGUGCGAUUACUCUGAAGUGGUCACAUUUAAUUUAGGUAAAUGACAAUUCACCUUUUUAGAAUAGGGUUGCAACUUGGACUAAUUAAUAGCAUUUUAUAGAUCUCAAUUACCCAGGGGAUUGUUGGCCUUUCUUUUUUCUUCCAAUAAGGAAACAGUUUAACAGAUAAGUUGGGUUAUUUGAACCUGUGUUUCCAAAAAACUACAAUGAGCACAACGGUUGUCUAAGAGAUUACAGUUUCAGUGAAAAUAAGAUAUUGUAAUGAACAUUUUUCUUGAUGGAAGUUCAUAUUUUCUCAAACAUUUGCAAUACCCUGCAUGAUGGAUGUGGAUGAACUAUGCCAUGGAUAAACUUAUGAUAUUUGAUAAUAGUGUAUAAUGUUAUAGCAUUAUGCAGAGGAUUUUAUUGUUUCCUCAAGCAUCCCUAGGAAGGUUGUACUAUUGCCAUAUUCAAUUGAGAAAAGUAAACUAAAUAGCAAAGUGGGAGUUUGAACUUCUGUGGUUUGCUCUUAACUAAUUAGAAAUGGGAGGAUUGCAAACUGUUCUUACACUAUCCAAGAGAUCUCACCCUGUCUUUCCUUGAUUCUUACCAAACUAUGCACACAGACAUGUGCAUACUAUCUCGUGAAAAUAUAGCCUUGUGGAUCUUUCCUGUAUUUGUUCACAAGACCAAUUUUAAAUGGAUUGUACUGUUUUCACUGAUGCUGGAUGAUGGACAGUAUAUUUUAAAAUUAGCUGCAUUUUCCACCAAACUGAUAGUUUUGUUAAAAAUACGUGUGUAUGUGCUAUAUAUGUGUGUGUAUAUUAUAUAAACUGAAAAGCAUAUCUGAAACGGCCUCUACAAAAAAAAAAAAAAUAGCUGGGCACGGUGGUGAGCAACUUGUAGUCACAGCAUCUAGAAGAGGCUGAGUCAGGAGGAUCGCUUGAACCCCGGGAGUUUGAGGCUUUAGUGAGCUAUGAUGAAACCACUGCUCUGGGCAACCUUGUUCUCAAAACAAUUUUUUUAAAAAAACUGCUUAGGUGUUUGGGAAAUACUUAAAAUCACGUUGCUUUUUGCAAUAAGGGAAAUAGGGUGCUAUGGGGAUAAUAAUAGGGCUACCAAAUCUUGUGGUCAUCCAUGGGCCCUGAAGAAUUGUGUUCAGCCUGAUACCUGCGAGUUGAGGAAAGCUAUACCUCAAAUCAGGUUUAUGUGGAAGGUGAUGGGUUAGGAAGCGGCCGAGAGUAGGGUGCUAGCUGCGAAUAGGGAAAAGGUGAAAGGCUGGGGGAGGGGGGGUGCCUGCGCCUGCGCCCUGCAGCUCGGUGAGCUCGGCGCUGUUUUCGCGCGCUGCUCUGUGGAGCUGCGUCUGCCUCAGGGCUACGCGGAGGGCACUCGGAAACCGCGUCCUCGUGCCGGGGGAGGUGUGAGAAGAUGCUGAGGCCUGAGGUCUCAUCUACCCCACCUUCCGCCUCUGUGGCUCCCCGCUCGUCCAGAGAAGCUCGCUCACAUGGUCCUCGCUACAAUUUCGAGCUGCAGGAGACUCCUCAGAGCCGCCCUUCCGCCCAGGCCUUGACUGCGUCCACGCCUCGCAGCACGUCGGGAGCUGCGGGCGACCGGAGUAGCAGCAGCAGCCUCCCACUCCAUCAGCCACGCUGCCGGCCGGCUCAAGGUCCAUACUUUGGAAACAAUAGAUCUUAUACCGAAAACCCAGUUGCAUCAAAUCUUACUUUUGGUACAAGCUCAUCUUCUGCACGAGAUGCUAAUUAUCCACAAAGAGUUAAAACUCCAUUGUCUGCUGGAAAUCCCCAGAGAUCAGGUUAUAAAAGUCGGACACCACAAAUGGGAUAUUCAGCUACAUCCUCAUCUGCAGUUUCUAUACACUCCCCAUCAGUUAUUGUAGCUGUUGUAGAAGGAGAGGACUUCGCCAGAGGUGAAAUAGGAAUGGCAAGUAUUGACUUAAAAAGCCCACAAGUUAUAUUAUCCCAGUUUGCAGACAACACAACAUAUGCAAAGAAUGUUAAUUUCACUACUAUCCAAAGGAAAUACUUCAAUGAAACAAAAGGAUUAGAGUACAUUGAACAGUUAUGCAUAGCAGAAUUCAGCACUGUCCUAAUGGAGGUUCAGUCCAAGUAUUACUGCCUUGCAGCUGUUGCAGCUUUGUUAAAAUAUGUUGAAUUUAUUCAAAAUUCAGUUUAUGCACCAAAAUCGCUGAAGGUGUGUUUCCAGGGUAGUGAACAGACAGCCAUGAUAGAUUCAUCAUCAGCCCAAAACCUUGAAUUAUUAAUUAAUAAUCAAGACUGUAGGAAUAAUCACACUCUCUUUGGUGUUCUAAAUUAUACUAAGACUGCUGGAGGGAGUAGAAGACUUCGUUCUAAUAUUUUAGAACCUCUAGUUGAUACUGAAACCAUUAACAUGAGAUUAGAUUGUGUUCAAGAACUACUUCAAGAUGAGGAACUUUUUUUUGGACUUCAAUCAGUUAUAUCAAGAUUUCUUGAUACAGAACAGCUUCUUUCUGUUUUAGUGCAAAUUCCAAAGCAAGACACGGUCAAUGCAGCUGAAUCAAAGAUUACAAAUUUAAUAUACCUAAAACAUACCUUGGAACUUGUGGACUCUUUAAAGAUUGCUCUGAAGAACUGUAACACACCUCUAUUAAGAGCUUACUAUGGUUCCUUGGAAGACAAGAGGUUUGGAAUCAUACUUGAAAAGAUUAAAACAGUAAUUAAUGAUGAUGCAAGAUACAUGAAAGGUUGCCUAAAUAUGAGGACUCAGAAGUGCUAUGCAGUGAGGUCUAACAUAAAUGAAUUUCUUGACAUAGCUAGAAGAACAUAUACAGAGAUUGUAGAUGACAUAGCAGGAAUGAUAUCACAGCUUGGAGAAAAAUAUAAUCUUCCUUUAAGAACAAGUUUUAGUUCUUCUCGAGGAUUUUUCAUCCAGAUGACUACAGAUUGUACAGCUCUACCCAGUGAUCAUCUUCCUUCAGAAUUUAUUAAGAUUUCUAAAGUGAAAAAUUCUUAUAGCUUUACAUCAACAGAUUUAAUUAAAAUGAAUGAAAGAUGCCAAGAGUCUUUGCGAGAAAUCUAUCACAUGACUUAUAUGAUAGUGUGCAAACUGCUUAGUGAGAUUUAUGAACAUAUUCAUUGCUUAUAUAAACUGUCUGACACCGUGUCAAUGCUGGAUAUGCUACUGUCAUUUGCUCAUGCCUGCACUCUUUCUGACUAUGUUCGGCCAGAGUUUACUGAUACUUUAGCAAUCAAACAGGGAUGGCAUCCCAUUCUUGAAAAAAUAUCUGUGGAAAAACCUGUUGCCAAUAAUACCUAUAUUACAGAAGGGAGUAAUUUUUUGAUCAUAACUGGACCAAACAUGAGUGGGAAAUCUACAUAUUUAAAACAGAUUGCUCUUUGUCAGAUUAUGGCCCAGAUUGGAUCAUAUGUUCCAGCAGAAUAUGCUUCCUUUAGAAUUGCUAAACAGAUUUUUACAAGAAUCAGUACUGAUGAUGAUAUUGAAACAAAUUCAUCAACAUUUAUGAAGGAAAUGAAAGAGAUAGCAUAUAUUCUACAUAAUGCUAAUGACAAAUCACUCAUAUUAAUUGAUGAACUUGGCAGAGGUACUAAUACAGAAGAAGGUAUUGGCAUUUGUUAUGCUAUUUGUGAAUAUCUACUGAACUUAAAGGCAUUUACACUGUUUGUUACACAUUUUCUGGAGCUGUGCCAUAUAGAUGUCCUGUAUCCUAAUGUAGAAAACAUGCAUUUUGAAGUUCAGCAUGUAAAGAAUACUUCAAGAAAUAAAGAAGCAAUUUUGUAUACCUACAAACUUUCUAAGGGACUAACAGAAGAAAAAUAUUAUGGAUUAAAAGCUGCAGAGGCAUCAUCACUUCCACCAUCAAUUGUCUUGGAUGCCAAAGAAAUCACAACUCAAAUUACGAGACAAAUUCUACAAAACCAAAGGAGUACCCCUGAGAUGGAAAAACAGAGAGCUGUGUACCAGCUAGCCACUAGGCUUGUUCAAACUGCCCGAAACUCUCAAUUGGAUCCAGAUAGUUUACGAACAUAUUUAAGUAAUCUCAAGAAGAAGUAUGAAGAUGAUUUUGCCAGGGCUGAACAAGUUCCAGGGGAGACUGAAGAAUAGUAGCAAUUCACAUCUUGUACUAAUGAAAUAAUAUAUGUUAAUACAAGGAAACUCUUUAGGUUAAUAUGAGAACCUUUGCUCUCUUGAGAGCAAAAGAAAAUAAUAUUUGUUAAACUUUAUAUUUUAAUUGAAAAUUACAUUAUAUUAAUCUCACUAUUAUCUAUAUAUUCUACAUGAAAAAAAUUCUGUUAUUAUAACUUAACAAAUGAGAAUUAUUUAAAGGGAUGGUUUUUAUGUUAGAAAAAAGUAUAAUGCACAACUGUUUUCUCAUUUAUGAAAAUUUGCAUUGUUAAGUCUUAAGUCUAUUUAUCCUUAUAAAUUAUAGCUUAAAAUAUUACUAUAAAUAUCUUAGCUUACAAAAAGCCUUUCUUUUUAGGUCUAGAACCUUAUUUGAGCUUUUCUUUUACAUUCUAUUCUGAAGUAAUAAUACUCUAUGACUCAACAGUUUCUUAAUUAUUACCUUCAAAUUCCAACACUGGUUGGUUCUGAAGUUCAUUAGAAUGAUACUAGAAAUUUAAAAAUAUUCCUUUUGACAUUCAAUGUAGUUCUAAAGGGUGAGAAUAAACAAAUACAUAUGUCGUAAUGCAGAGUACUUCUAGAAGGGAGAGGGGAAACAUCAUCACCUGGCUUUCAGUUUUUCAAGUAACCAGGAGUCUUAUUUUCUUCUCAUUCACUUCCUCCUUUUUUCCAAUUUUAAUUUUGGCUAUCUUUAUCGGGUGAGUAAAAGGCAGGAGAGGGGUAAUAUUGGUUUAUUUGCCUCAGUUAUUGGUUCACUAGGGAGUAUUUUAAAGAACUUGUUCCAUAGGCAUGUGGUUUACACCACUCUUUCAGGGUUUACCUAAAGGUCAUUCUUGUUUUUGUAAAUGGGCAAAAGAGAAUGGAAGACCACCAGUUGUUCAUAACUGGAAAUGUCGUAUUUCUACACUUUCAUCUCAGUAGAUGACUUAUAGACAUAGUCUCUGCCCAAAGUCCUAACACAGGGCAACCAAUUAUCUGGAAUUUAAGGUAUACAUUUGAACCAUUUAUUCAGUGAGGGGUAGCUUACUAAAGACUCCGUCAAAUUAUUCACAGACUGGUUAGCAGCAUAUUUUUUGUAAAUAAUUGCAUAUUAUAUUUUAUAAUAUUUAAUAUUAAUAUUUGUUGACUUUAUUAAACCCUUCCUUAGCAUUCGAAUAUUAGUAGCCAAAUACAUUGAAAAAGUUAUAACUUAAAUGACAUCCAUACUUUUUUGGAAAACUAAAUGUAAAGUAAUUUUAGUUUUACAUUCAAUAUAUAUCAAAUGUCUUGUUAGACUGCUUACAUUCCCUAUUGUCAAGUUUUAGCAAAAGAGUAUCACAGUAUUUGUAUUUGACUAUUAGCCAUAUUUUAAUUCACAGCCUUUGAAAUGAUCUAUAUUGUAUGUGGUCAUUCCUAAAAUCAGUUGAGUAAUUUAGGGUUGUGGCAAAUUUCAAAAAGGCACUGAGGAGGAAAAGGACAUAGCAGAUUGUUUGGGAUGGCAAGAAAGAAAAGGGAGGAAGCAAUAAAAGACAAGAGGAAUAGGCAGUGGGGAAAAAAACAUAAACGGAGAUAGCUGCUAAGUAUCAAAUAUGUGGAAUAUCAUUUCCUGAAAUACAUUAACUUCAUUUUAGAUUUAACCCCAAUAUUAGAUUCCAUCCAGCUUUUAAGGAAUGUUUCAUCGGGUAUAGUUUUUGAUGCAAAAACUGCAGCCAACUGAUUAAUCCCUUUUAGGAAAUAGAUUUAGAUUUAGAUACUGAAUUAAAAAUAGGUUUAUAUCUUCUUAAAAUUAAAUUACUUUUUCUUAACCAUUCUAUACAUAGCAGAAACAUACCAAAAAGCAAAUCAAAUGAAGAUAUAUAAUUAUUAUGCCAUGGCACUAUAGAACAAAGGUGAAUACUAGAGAGACAAUCCAUUCUUCAAUUUUAAGAUCUAUUUGCUCUACUCUUCAUUUCUUCUUUGUCUUUGCCUUUCUCUAAAAUUAUAGAUUAUUAUCUCAUAACUCAGCCUUUCAAGAUAAAUGCCAAUAAUGUUUUAGCAAACUCCUUUAAUUUCCCCCUCAAAGCCAUUUUUCAGUCUUUUCUACCUUUCUCCUCACAAGAUAAAAUCCUUCAUAAGAUAGUCUUCUUCAAGUUUAGGGGUAAAGUAUGUGGGAGUGGAGGAGAAAGGCAGCUUAUCCUCAUGCCUAGGAAGUAAUUUAUUUUCAAGUUUAUAUUCAAUAAAAUUAACUCUUUUUUGGUGUACAGUUUUAUGAAUUUUAGUACAUUUAUGCAUUCAUGUAACUAGCAAAAUUAGAAUACAUAACAGUUCCAUCACCCUAAAAGACUACCUGGGUGUUUUCUCUUUAUAGUCAAAUCCUUCCCUGACCCAUAACUUUACCCCAGAAAUCACAGACCUGUGUUCUUUCCCUAUAGUUUUGUUUAUUCCAUAAUGUCCAACAAGUGGAAACCAUACAAUAUGUAACCUUUUGAGACUGACUUCUGUCACUUUGUAUAAUGCAUCUGAGAUUUAUCCAUGUUGUGUCUUUUAAAAUUUUAUUUCAAAAUAUUAAGGGUGUACAAAUUGUUUUACAUGGAUAACUUUUAUAAUGCUUAAGUCAAGGCUUUUAGCAUGCCCAUUACACAAAUAGUGUUCAUUGUACCUGAUAGGUAGGUUUUUACCCCACUUUUGAUUUCCUAUGACCUUUACAUCUCUUUGU
Molecule: messenger RNA, 6946 nt
Organism: Microcebus murinus (gray mouse lemur)
Lineage: Eukaryota; Metazoa; Chordata; Mammalia; Primates; Cheirogaleidae
Source: RefSeq, a predicted model, not a curated record